Messenger RNA from Colletotrichum scovillei, 981 nucleotides. RefSeq lists its product as uncharacterized. Bases 1 to 981 code for a protein of 326 amino acids. NCBI's taxonomy places the organism in Eukaryota, Fungi, Ascomycota, Sordariomycetes, Glomerellales, Glomerellaceae. The transcript has a single exon. The record is from RefSeq and is a predicted model, not a curated record.
AUGAAGAUCAAUAUCUCGUCGUUACGGAACGUUGUAGCGUUGGCGGGGUUUGCUCGCGCGCAAUUUCAAGACUUCUUCAACAUUACAGAAUUUCCAAAGGAGCAGAAAGACAACGUCACGAGAUGGAUGAACGAUGCACGCACGCUUGCAGGCCCAGACCUUUACGCGUACUUUGCACACCGCUGCAUUCUCGGCCAAGUCUACCCUGAACUUUCCUCCGCUACACAGAUACCAGGGUUCAUUGCCCCUCACGAGGUCUUUGACCGAUUAUACUAUAUUGGACAGAGCGCUGUCUCAGCAUGGGCUUACGAUACUGGCGAUGGUCUCAUAGUCUUCGAUGCGCUCAACAACGCUGUCGAGGCUGAGGGCAUUCUGAUACCCUCUCUCGAGAAACUUGGAUUUAGUGCCAGCGACAUCAAACAUCUCGUUAUCACCCACGAACAUUUUGAUCAUUACGGAGGGGCCCGAUGGCUCCAAGACAACUUUUCCUUCGCUACAUAUGCCUCAGCUGCGGCUUGGGAAACUCUAUCGCAAACUCAGGACGGACCGAUCAAGGACAAAACCAUCUCAGAUGGUGACCAACUGACCAUUGGCAAUAUCACGUUCAACUUCUUUGUGACACCAGGUCAUACGCCAGGCACUGUGUCAUCGAUCUUUGAGGUGUCUGAUAAGGGUGCAAAGCAUGUCGCUGGGUUUUAUGGCGGUGUUGGUAUUCCAAGCAGUGCGUCAGCCAAAGACCAGCAAAUCGUGUCUUUGAACCGGUUUGCGGACCUAGCAAAGGAGGCGGGCGUGGAUACACUUAUUGCCAGUCACCAGAACCAAGACCGAGCGCUUUAUCACUUCGAUCUCCUAGAUCACAGACCAGACGGCACUGAACACCCAUUUGUGAUCGGCACAGACGCCUUCAAUCGAUAUCUGAAAGUGAAUGGACAGUGCGUGAGGGUUAAGGCUGCUAGAGAUGGGCAAUUUCUGCAAAUCUAG